This is a messenger RNA of Meloidogyne enterolobii, 740 nucleotides long. The record is from the annotation of a GenBank genome assembly. Lineage: Eukaryota; Metazoa; Nematoda; Chromadorea; Rhabditida; Meloidogynidae.
UUGCCUUAAAUUAUAUUUUUUGUUUUUUCUUAAUAUUAUUGUUUGUUGAUAAAAAUGCCGGUUAUUAUUUUUAUUUAUUUUUAAAGGUUAUUUUAACUUUUAAAUAUUUUUUUUGUAAAUUAAAAAAAAAUUAUUUUCUAAACUUUUAAUUAGUCAUGUCUUCACUCGUUCAAGAUGAGACGGAAUGCAAAUCAACUCUGGGUACUUUAUUGUAUACAGAGAGAAAAGUUUAUGGAUUUUCUGCUAAAGUGGUUGAUGUAAUUCUUCCAACAAGCAGUCUAUUUGGGCAUGUUGAAUAUAAAUUGGAAUUGAAGGCUUCACCACACAAUGCAAUAGAUAAUGAACCUCGUAUUUUUAACAUGUCAACACGUUUUAAAGUUAUCAGCCGUCUUUACUCUACACUUGCAAUGAUUCAUCGCAAUCUUUAUCUAAAAGACAAAUUUCCAUCCUUUGCCGAACCCAAAUUUUUUGGAACAGCAAGUCCAGAGACGGUGACAGAAAGGAGGAAUGCUAUAGACACUUUUUUGCAAUUUGUUUUGAAUAAUGAGACGCUUUGCAAGUCGAGAGCUCUUCAGGCUUUUAUUGAGGAAACAAAAGAAUUUUUGCCAACAGAUAGCAACGAAACUGAAGAAAUUGAAAUUAAAUCGAAUGACGUUGAAAAUAAUAAAAUUGAAAAUACCUCAGAAAAUAAGCAAAAUGAAGUUAAAGAAAAGGGGGAGGAGAAGGAAGAAGUUAAAUAA